GUUUUAGGGGAAGUCCGUUACACACUCUGCAAGGAACCUCCUGCCUCUUACACAGACACCACUUGCAGGACAGGACGCACUCCGGAUCACCUAAUCACCUGCCCUAAAAAAGGAUUUUGUUCUUCUUUUUUAUUUUACCAUCACCACCUCCACCUUUGUGUCCACCAUGACCAGGUCCAAAAUCAUCUGCAAUAUUAUGAUUGCCUGCCUGUUCCUGUGGUCGGUCAGCUCCCUCAUCAUCAUCGUGGUGUGGGCCACCUCUCCGGACAUGAAGGGCGACAGCCAGUGCAGGACUGAUCUGCAGAACCUGACAGAGAAGCACGAGGAGGCCAGGGUGCUGUCCUCCAAGAUCAAGCAGGCCCUGGAGGAGAUGGUAGAGGAGGGCCGCACCAACCAGACCCGGCAACUCAUAAACAUGGAGCGGUUCCUGAAGCGUUUGGGCAAGACCAACGUGUCCCUGGCUGACUGUCAUCAGGAAAGUGUUAUUUUGGGUGUAAACAUUACUGUCCUGGAAAAAGAGAUUGAGAUGCAUAAAGAAAUCGAGGCAAAGCUCACUUCAGAAAUCACGCUACACCAAGAGCACAUCAAAUUCCUUCAGGUUAACUUGACAUGGACAUCUCAUAAGUGGGUGUCCUGCGAGGCUUUGUACUCAGCUGCUGAGAGUCAGCGGAUAGCAGCUGAGAGCCAGGCCAAGGACUGCGAGUCCAACAAGCAGUAUUUACAGAAGCAGCUGCAGAUGUGCAAAGUGAACCAUCACAGCGAGCCUGUGAAUGGCGGAGUUGCCGCACCCCAGAGUAGCAAUCUUGCCCUGUCUGUUGUCCUCUUCGUCAGUCUGCAUUUGAUAACAUGAACAUGAUGCUGAGCCUGUGUGGUCAUUGAAGACAAUUACGACAAGUUCUCCAGGACAAUAAGAUGGACCUGGACUUGGUAUUAUAUGGUUAUUAGUGCUGAGCGAUUAACCAUCAUAAAAAAAGUAAAAAGUUAUUAAUAACCUCUCUGGGAUAGGCGGGACGCUUGCGUCCCACUUGGCCAAUAGCCAGGGAAAAUGCAGAGCGCCAAAUUCAAAUAAAAUACUAUAAAAAUCAAACUUUCAUUAAAUUACACAUGUAAGACCCAAAUAAAAACUACACUCGUUGUGAAUCCAGCCAACAUGUCAGAUUUCAAAAGGCUUUUCGGCGAAAGCAUAAGAUGCUAUUAUCUGAUGAUAGCACAAUAGAAAACAAAGAGAGAGUAGCAUAUUUCAACCCUGCAGGCGCGACACAAAACACAGAAAUAAAAUAUAAAUCAUGCUUUACCUUUGACGAGCUAGUUUUGUAGGCACUCCAACAUGUCCCAUAAACAUCACAAAUGGUCCUUUUGUUCGAUUAAUUCUGUCCAUAUAUAUCCAAAAUGUCCAUUUAUUUGGCACGUUUGAUCCAGAAAAACACAGCUUCCAAUUUGCGCAACGUCGCUACAAAAUAUCUCAAACGUUACCUGUAAACUUUGCCAAAACAUUUCAAACUACUUUUGAAAUACAACUUUAGGUAUUUCUAAACGUUCAUAAUCGAUCAAAUUGAAGACGGGACUAUCUGUGUUCAAUACAGGAAGACAACAAACUGACGCUACUUUUCGAGUCAUGCACCUCUCUCAAAAAGUACACUUCAAAUGACACUCGUUCAAGAUGGCCGUACUUCUUCCUUACACAAAGGAAUAACCUCAACCAAUUUCGAAAGACUGGUGACAUCCAGUGGAAGCAGGAGGAACUGCAAACAAGUCCCUUAGAAAUCUGAUUUUCCAAUGAAAACUCAUUGAAUAGACAGUGACCUUAAAAAUAAAAUCUGAAUGGUUUGUCCCCUGGGUUUUGUCUGCUACAUAAGUUCUGUUAUACUCACAGACAUGAUUCAAACAGUUGUAGAAACUUCAGUGUUUUCUAUCCAAAUCUACUAAUAAUAUGCAUAUCUUAUAUUCUGGGGAUGAGUAGCAGGAAGUUGAAUUUGGGCACGCUAUUUAUCCAAAAGUGAAAAUGCUGCCCCCUAUCCCGAAGAAGUUUUAAACAAAUAAUUGACCAACCUCGGUUCAAUUACUUGAAUUUUAUUUCAUUUUAUUUUUGGGAGCCCAAAUCAAAUGAUUCACAAGAUAAAUCAACUCAAGAAAUUUGUGGGACGCUGGGCUGAAGGGAGUUUCCUUUAAGAAAAUAUUCAACCUAGUUCAUUGUAGAAACAUGGUAAUUAUUUACAGUGACCAUAAUCUAUUGCGCCUGUUUUUCUGUCUCAGUCAGAGAUGAGAUGAUGACUUUAAGGAAAGAAAAAUAAUAAAGUCAUCAAAUAAUAUACACAACUGAAAUAUUGUAUUAUUAAUGAUGAAUUUUCUAUUUUUCUAUUGAUGUCUACCCAAUGUGGACCUGACAGAGACAAUGGGACAUUUUCAAUGUUUUGGCAAUUGAAUGUUCACUAUUUUGGGCUUUGGAAUUUCUAUUAAAAAGCACAAAAAUAAUUCUUAUGUCAUUAUUUCAUAAUGCAUUUAAUGUUAAAAAAAAAGCAUAUUGAAACCGAAACCGAACCGACCUAGAAAAGCACGGAUCGCUCAGCACUAACGGAUAUCACUGCUGUAAAAAUGUUGACUGAAACAAAUUAAGGAAACAGUCAAUGAUAGUUUCGUUACUAUUUUAGCAGUUUUUGCCUCCAGUUCUUUCACAUCACAUUAUUAUACAUGGCCUAAUUUUAUUAUUUAAUAGUACCAUUAGCUAUGCUAUAAUUUAAUUGAAUACCUAGGUUUUUAAUGUCCAUGUUUUGGGAUAUUUCAACAAGGCACAAUUUCAGUAUGUUUAAAUUCUCUUCUUUUUAUUUUUCUGUAAGUAAGUGUUGCUCACUAUCCUUUAUGGCAAAUCUAUGCAAACCUUAUACUUUUAUAAGCCUCACAAUGCAACAUUAGUUGGAAUUUAUAUAAUAAAGUGUGUCCAAUUAUUUUUGGCACUGGCCAUU
This is a messenger RNA of Oncorhynchus nerka (sockeye salmon), 2960 nucleotides long. RefSeq lists its product as uncharacterized. NCBI's taxonomy places the organism in Eukaryota, Metazoa, Chordata, Actinopteri, Salmoniformes, Salmonidae. The transcript has 5 exons. Bases 167 to 850 code for a protein of 227 amino acids. The record is from RefSeq and is a predicted model, not a curated record.